AUAAUUAAGGAUGGCUUCUCUUCAAUCUUCCUUCACGGUUCUGGCCACCAAGCCCACUCCCAACCCCCGCCUUUCCCAGCUCAGGGCAAGGCGGAGCAUGGUGUCAUGCAGCACCAGCAACGGCGGCCGUGUAGACCGCCGAAACAUGCUGCUUGGCUUAGGUGGUCUGUACGGUGCUAGCAGCCUCGUCCCUGGCCGUACAGCCAGGGCCGAUCCGCUUUUACCUCCCGACCUGAGCACGUGCGACCCGGAAGGUGCCUAUAUUCCCGAGCGGUUGAAUCCUGACGGUACGGUUAAUACGCCUGCGAUUCAACUCGACGUCAACUGCUGCCCGCCCUACACCGACACUAUCACUGACUACGAGCUCCCGCUUUUUUCCCAACCUCGGACUAGGCCGGCCGCGCACAGGAUGACGCCAGAAUACUUAGAAAAGUACGAGGAAGCUAUCAGGCGGAUGAAGCAACUGGACGAGGAUGAUCCCAACGAUCCCCGCGGGUUCACCCAGCAAGCCAACAUCCACUGCGCUUACUGCAACGGCCCCUACGAUCAAGUGGGCCACCCAGGCGUCGAUAUCCAGGUUCACAACUCCUGGAUAUUCUUCCCUUUCCACAGGUGGUACCUGUAUUUCUUUGAGAGGAUCUGCGGUGAACUCAUCGGAGAUCCCACCUUCGCCUUGCCGUACUGGAACUGGGACCACCCCGAUGGCAUGCACUUGCCCGCCCCCUUUUCCGUGGGCUACUCACCACUGUACGACUGCAACCGCGACCAGAGGCAUUUUGGAAACGCGAUCGUGAGCCUGCUCCCUGGUAGACCUGGGGCGAUUGAGACGAAUCUCAACCAAAUGAAGGAGGAAAUGAUUAAUCAAUCUGUAUCCGCCAUCACAUUCAUGGGCAAAAACUACAGGGCCGGAGAUCCGCCACCAGGACCUGCCAGACGCGGGACAUCCGAGCGCGGGUCCCACGGUGGCGUCCACGUGUGGACCGGAAACCCUAAAAACCCCUUCAACGAAAACUUGGGGAACUUCUACUCUGCAGGAAGGGACCCCAUCUUCUACUGCCAUCACGCUAACGUCGACAGAAUGUGGACCAUCUGGGAAAGCCUCCCGGCCGAUUACAUAAAGGCCAUCAAUGAUCCCGAUUACUUGGACGCGGCCUUCUUGUUCUACGACGAGAAGAAGAACCUUGUGCGCGUCAAGGUUCGCGACUGCGUGGACUACAAAGCACUUGGAUACGUGUACGAAUACAGCGACAUUAAGCCAUGGCUGAACUACACACCACCCCGGAGAGAAGUCCCAGCCAACGUCCAAGAACUCACAAAAACGGCGCAGGCUGCAACGCAAGCCUUCCCGUCCACUGUCGCCGAGACAAUCACAGUAGUGGUGCCCAAACCGGCGAAAGGAAGGGCCGACGAAGUGCUCGUCCUCGAGAGCAUUGUCACAGACAGCACCGAGCUCAUCGCGUUCGAUAUCUUCGUCAACGACGACAAAAACAGCACGGAUGAGGCCGUUAGUCCUGAGUUCGCGGGGAGCUUCUCGCAGGUCCCACACAGGUCGAGGACCGCCGAGACCCCCAGCGAUCUCACCAUCGUCUUGAAGGAGCUCUACAAGAACAUUAAUAUUGCAGAUGAAGAUGAUUUCGUUGUCGUCACCAUCAUUCCCCGCAUCAAUGGCGAAGCUGUCACCAUUGGUGGGAUCAAGAUCGUCCCCCUCGCUGCCGCAACUUAAUCCAUUCGCCGAAUCCUCGCUUUCAAGUUGAAUGUUUCCAAUAACAGCGCAUUUUCCGCGCUGCCUUUCGUUGUGUUUUCCAUGUACCUGUGCUGAAACGAACUAUCAUUUCCUUUGAUUAAUACAAGUCUUUCUAUUAUGUGUUA
Messenger RNA from Salvia hispanica, 1869 nucleotides. Its product is annotated as polyphenol oxidase I, chloroplastic-like. Lineage: Eukaryota; Viridiplantae; Streptophyta; Magnoliopsida; Lamiales; Lamiaceae. The record is from RefSeq and is a predicted model, not a curated record. Gene Ontology annotation, molecular function: catechol oxidase activity.